Arxiozyma heterogenica is the source of this 3468-nucleotide messenger RNA. RefSeq lists its product as uncharacterized. Gene Ontology annotation, biological process: positive regulation of transcription by RNA polymerase II; chromatin remodeling. Gene Ontology annotation, cellular component: nucleus. The record is from RefSeq and is a predicted model, not a curated record. NCBI's taxonomy places the organism in Eukaryota, Fungi, Ascomycota, Saccharomycetes, Saccharomycetales, Saccharomycetaceae. Gene Ontology annotation, molecular function: DNA binding; nucleosome binding; ATP binding. The transcript has a single exon. The coding region runs from base 1 to 3468 and encodes 1155 amino acids.
AUGACUGCUGACGAAACAUAUUGGCAAAACUUGAAACCAUUUCAAGAAGGCUCAUCGAUAUCAAAUCAAGAAUCACGUAAACAAAAAUAUUUAGUUCAUUAUAAUAAAGAUAAUAAUACUGGUGAUAACAACACCAAUAGUGUUGAAUCAUUUAGAAAAUUACAAGAUCUAGAUAAUACUAAACAAAGGUUUAGGCAGCUAUUAUCUCUAUCGGAUUUGUUUAGACAUUUUAUUGGUGUUAAAGCAAACAAGGAUCCCAACUUUAAAAAAAUUUUAGAUGACUUAGAUUCAGAUAUUAAUAAUAGGGAUAACAAGAAUAAGAAAAAGGUGAAUAGAAGAAAAAGUGAAAAGGAGGAAGAUGCUGAAUUGUUGAGAGAAGAGGAAAAUAAUGAGUUUUUGCCAGAUGAAUAUAAUGGUGACGAUGGUGAUACAAAUCAAAUGGAAUUUCAAUUUAGAGAUUCCCCAUUAUAUAUCAAUGGUAAAUUAAGACCAUAUCAAAUUCAGGGUCUAAAUUGGUUAAUUCAAUUACAUUCUAAUAAAUUAGCAGGGAUUCUUGCUGAUGAAAUGGGAUUGGGUAAAACUUUACAGACUAUUUCAUUUUUAGGUUAUUUAAGGUACAUUGAGAAAAAAUGUGGUCCAUUUUUAGUCAUUGCACCAAAAUCAACUUUAAACAAUUGGAAAAGAGAGAUUAACAAAUGGACACCUGAAGUUAAUGUUUUUGUCUUACAAGGUGAUAAAGAUGAAAGAGCCAUGAUGAUUAAAGAUAAAUUAUUGGCAUGUGACUUCGAUAUAGUCAUUGCUUCAUAUGAAAUUGUGAUUAAAGAAAAAUCAUCUUUCAAAAAAUUUGAUUGGGAAUAUAUUGUUAUCGAUGAAGCCCAUAGAAUUAAGAAUGAGGAAUCAAUGUUGUCUCAGGUACUGAGAGACUUUACAUCCAGAAACAGAUUAUUGAUUACAGGGACUCCACUACAAAAUAAUUUGCAUGAAUUAUGGUCCCUAUUAAAUUUCUUGUUACCUGAUAUCUUUUCCAGUUCACAGGCUUUUGAUGAUUGGUUUUCAUCAGAUACAUCAGAAGAAGAUAAACAUAAAAUUGUUAAACAAUUACGUACAAUUUUACAACCAUUUUUAUUACGCCGUAUUAAAAGUGAUGUGGAGACCUCAUUGUUGCCAAAGAAAGAAAUAAAUCUAUACGUAGGAAUGUCCUCCAUGCAAAAGAAAUGGUACAAACAAAUCUUAGAAAGAGAUAUUGAUGCUGUUAAUGGUGCUAAUGGGAAUAAGGAAUCUAAGACACGACUAUUAAAUAUUGUCAUGCAACUUAGAAAAUGUUGCAAUCAUCCAUAUCUAUUUGAUGGUGCAGAACCAGGCCCUCCUUACACUACAGAUGAACAUUUAAUCUUUAAUUCAGCAAAAUUAAAAGUCCUAGAUAGAUUAUUGAAAAAAUUGAAAGAAGAAGGGUCUCGUGUAUUAAUUUUUAGCCAAAUGUCAAGAUUAUUAGACAUUCUAGAAGAUUAUUGCUACUUCAGAGGCUACAAAUAUUGCAGGAUUGACGGAUCUACAGAUCAUGAAGAUCGUAUUCGAUUUAUUGAUGAAUAUAAUGCUCCAGGUUCUGAUAAAUUCAUAUUUUUGUUAACUACACGUGCUGGUGGCUUAGGUAUCAAUCUUACCUCAGCAGAUGUCGUUAUAUUGUAUGAUUCAGAUUGGAAUCCACAAGCUGAUUUACAAGCAAUGGAUAGAGCACAUAGAAUUGGUCAAAAGAAACAAGUGAAAGUAUUUAGAUUGGUUACAGAAAAUUCGGUAGAAGACAAAAUUGUAGAGAGGGCUACCCAAAAGUUAAAAUUGGAUCAAUUGGUUAUACAAAAAAAUAAUGGAUUUGGUAAAAAGAAAGAAAAUAAAGGUGAAAGUAAAGAUUCUUUAUUAUCUAUGAUUCAACAUGGUGCUGCAGAUGUUUUUAAAAAUGAUGGUAAAAAUAAAGAGAACACCUCUUCUUCCACUACUAAUACUACUACUAAUCAGUCAAAUAACAAUACGGAAAAUACGCAUAAAAAUAAUAGUGUUAAUAAUAAUACAAUUGAUGAAAUGAAUACUGAUCCUGAUCUUGAAGUUGAUUUAGAUCAACUAUUAAGUGCAUCAGAAGAUAAAACUAAGAUACUGAACGCUAAGUAUGAAAAGUUAGGCUUAGAUGAUUUACAAAAAUUCAAUCAAGAUUCUGCAUAUGAAUGGAAUGGUACGGAUUUUAAGAAACAACAAAUUCAAAAGGAUAUUAUAGAUCCAAACUGGUUACACUCUACGAUUUCAAAGCGUGAACGUACUCAAAACUAUUCAUAUGAUGUGGAUAACUAUUAUAAGGGUGUUUUAAACCCCAAAAAGACACCAGCACCAUUACAACCAAGAAUGCCUAAACCUCGUCAGUUCAAUAGUCAUCAAUUGAUGAAUGUAGGUUUGAAGGAUUUGUAUGAGAAAGAGCGUUACUGGAUUGCUAAAAAGACAGCAUACACACCAACAGUUGAAGAUAUAAAAGUUACAUAUGGUAACCAAUUAUCAGAGAGUGAAAUCAAUGAAAAAUUAAAAGAAAUGAAAUUAGCAAUUAGUAAAGCUGAACCUUUAACCCCAGAGGAAGAGAAAUUAAAAAUCCAAUGGGAAAGUGAGGGUUUUAGUAAAUGGAAUAAAAUAGAAUUUAGAAAAUUUAUUUCAUUAUCAGGUAAAUAUGGUAGAAAUUCCAUUCAGGCAAUUGCAUCAGAGUUGGCCCCAGGUAAAACAUUAGAGGAAGUUAAAGCAUAUGCUAAAGCUUUCUGGGCAAAUUAUGAACGGGUUGACGAUCAUGAAAAAAUAAUAAAAAUGAUUGAAGCAGAUGAAGAAAAGCUGAGAAAAGUACAAUAUCAAAAGGAUAUUCUGAAGCUUAAAAUCAGUGAUUAUAAAAAUCCAUUUUUUGAAUUAAGAUUAAAACAUCCACCAUCCACUAAUAACAAAAGAAUUUUUUCGAAAGAAGAGGAUCGAUUCAUAUUACUUACAUUAAAUAAAUAUGGUCUGGAUAGAGAAGAUAUUAAUGAAUUAAUACGAGAUGAAAUUAGAGAUUGUCCAUUGUUUGAAUUAGACUUCUUUUUCCAAAGCAGAACACUGCUUGAGAUUGGGAGGAGGGUAUAUACACUAAUUCAGUGUUUAGAAAGGGAAUUUCAACUAAAAGAUGGAAAGAUAAUAAGAGUAGAGGAAAAACCAAAAAAGAAAAUGAUAAAUACUGAUGCUAACAGUAACUGUAAAGAUAAAAAAUCGCCUGGUGCUUCCCCUGAUACUCUAAGUAUUACAGCAAAGGUUGAAAAUGAUAGAGAUGACGAAAUUGAACGUUCAGAUAAAAGAUCUUCUGAAAAACUUGAUGAAGUGAAUGUUAAAGAUGAUGUUGAUACUGUGAUUAUUCCAGAAAAUGAUGCUGUGCCAAAUUAUGAAGGUCAUCAAGAAAAGAAAAUGAGAAUAGAAUAG